UAGGCAUUCGAGAGGUCCUCCUGAACGCCCCUGGAAGUUUUCCGCUUCCCGCGCGUUUCGGUCCGAGAUGGCUCUAGCGGGUCCGCGGGGGAUCUGCGCUUUCUCAACGGCCUGCUGCCAGGACAUGCACCCAGCAUGGGUCAACUGGACCAGUUCUCAGAUGCGCCUCACGAGUUCGCGUUCCUGCCUCCCGGCUGAGAUCGCGUAUCUGCCAAUUCGUGAGUCCGGCAUUUGCUACCUGCCCGGUGAGGUUGCGUACCUGCCCGUGCCGCGCAAGGAGUGCCCCGGCGCGGACCACCACGAGGCGGCCGAGGCGGCGAGGCGUGGGAGCCCACCGGGUACCGCACGCUGCCCGCCCGCGGGCAGCUUCAGCAGCGCCGAGGCGGUGGCGGGGGCGGUGGCGAUCGCGAAGUGCUCGCGUCGCGGCUACGGCGGCCACGACGGCCAGGACGCCGAGGUGGGCUCCAUCGGGGGGGCGGGCGGCAGUCAGGGCAUCGGGACGGGCUCCCCCGCGGAGGCGCACGGCAGUCAGGUCACAGGGACAUGCAGCGUCGCGGGUGCGGAGGCGAGAGCCUCGGCGCUGAUCAAGAAUUUGCCCAGCAGGUGCAGCGAGGAAGACGUGGCCGACGCGAUCGACAGGCUCGGCUUCCGCGCCGACGUCGCCGAGCUCAGCAUGCCAACUCGCGUCGGGAAGGGCAACCGGCUGCUGAACAGAGGCUUCGCCUUCGUCACGUUCUCCAGCGUGGAGGUGUGCAGACAGUUCGCCCAGGCUGCCCAGGGGCACCGGGGCUUCGGGAAGCGCCUCAGCUGCCGCGCCAUCUCCGUCGUCUUCCCCCUGAUGGUUGGCGGCGCCUCUCGAGAGGAGAGCCCCAGAAGUGCCGGGUCGCAGCUCUGAGCGCGGCUGGGGGGUUGGGCGAGGGGGAGGGGGCGCUUGGACAGCUCCCAGGAAGCGCUUCCCUCGCGCGUGCUCGGCUGCCUGGCAGCGCUUCCUCGGCUCGUUUGUUGAGGGGCACGGCCCAGGGGGCGAGAUCGCCGAUGUGCCCGGCCCCAGGGAUGGGGCCCUGGCGGCGCGACAUGAGCAGUUCGUCAGAUUUCCCAGGAGCUCCUCGGAAAAGCUGGAGGGUAUACAGUCGGGCUUGAUUCGCAGGUCGAUCCU
Prorocentrum cordatum is the source of this 1156-nucleotide messenger RNA. NCBI's taxonomy places the organism in Eukaryota, Dinophyceae, Prorocentrales, Prorocentraceae. The record is from the annotation of a GenBank genome assembly.